Neoarthrinium moseri is the source of this 1185-nucleotide messenger RNA. RefSeq lists its product as uncharacterized. Bases 1 to 1185 code for a protein of 394 amino acids. The transcript has 3 exons. Gene Ontology annotation, molecular function: DNA-binding transcription factor activity, RNA polymerase II-specific; zinc ion binding. NCBI's taxonomy places the organism in Eukaryota, Fungi, Ascomycota, Sordariomycetes, Amphisphaeriales, Apiosporaceae. The record is from RefSeq and is a predicted model, not a curated record. Gene Ontology annotation, biological process: regulation of DNA-templated transcription.
AUGACCGAACGGGAACCUGACGACUCAACGCAGCCGCGCAAACGGAUUGCGGUAGCUUGCGGCCGUUGCAGGAAGAGAAAGAUUCGAUGCAGCGGAGAGAAUGAGAAUGGCGGCCAGUGUUCGAACUGCAAGAAUGCGGGUCAUGAACCAUGUCUCUUUUUGAGGGUCUCUUCAACCGAGACGCCGAUGAGGGACGGAGGUGAUUUCGGCUACAAUGUCGAGGCUGCCCGUGCCUAUCAUGCUCGAGGGGCCGUCUCUCCUCACAAUACCGUUUCCCAGUAUGCCGACAUGUCUACGGGAGAUAUGAUGGCUUAUCGAGGCGGCACAUAUCCUUCGUACAGUAGCAAGGGAUACUAUUCAACCGUUUCAGGGUGGGGAGGAGCCUAUCCUGAGGAUGGAGCUGACUACAGCCUCAACUACUCUUCAUACCCACACUUGAACCAAGAUCCUGUCCAUUUGGUCCAUGGGUAUCGAUAUGGCUCCAGCAGCAAGGCUCCUGUCUACGUCGAUACAGAAGCAUCCACCUACUCCUAUGGCAACCUGGUGCACCGUCCAGCUGCGAACAGCGACCUGCCAAAUUUCUCCUUGUCUGGCAUGGCAGCAUCCCUCCCUACACCAUCCGACCGCUUGCCCAGCGCCAGCCGCACACUGCCCAGCUCCUCCUCUUACCGAGCGGAUGGACUGUCAGGAUCAUAUUCGGGGAGCAAGGCCUCUACUUCACAGUCAUCGGAUGUGGGAUACGGCAGCUUUGACUCCUACGGUGCAACAGCAACCCUACCAUCCAACUUAUCUACUCGAUCGAGCCAGUCCGAAGCUGGUGGAUACGACUCGGCUUCAGGUGCCGCGGAUGACGGACUCUACGGAUCCGAACACCCCUCCUACCGAUCUGUCCACGCAACCAACAGCUACAUAUACAGCGACAGACUCGAUAGCUCCCGACGGGACUCCCAAUCCAGCGGCGGAGCCAGUACCGGUUCCAUCCUCUCUAAUGGCCAAGUUUACCUCCCCGAGUCUCAGCCCCAUGCCGUAGCUCACGGAUAUCCGGUUUCUGGUGCAGCUACCGACUCCCAGGCCGGAGAGGUCGAAACAGCUACGGCAGCAACAGGCGCCGGUGGAAGCCGUGCGACGUCGCGAGUCCCAACGGGUAGGGACCGUCGGGCUGCAGGCAGUCUGCGGGGCAUAUAG